Molecule: messenger RNA, 5148 nt
Organism: Dunckerocampus dactyliophorus (ringed pipefish)
Lineage: Eukaryota; Metazoa; Chordata; Actinopteri; Syngnathiformes; Syngnathidae
Gene: camk1a
Product: calcium/calmodulin-dependent protein kinase Ia
Exons: 12
Coding region: 186-1367 (393 amino acids)
Biological process (GO): peptidyl-serine phosphorylation
Cellular component (GO): intracellular anatomical structure
Molecular function (GO): calcium/calmodulin-dependent protein kinase activity; ATP binding; calmodulin binding
Source: RefSeq, a predicted model, not a curated record
CUGCACUAUACGUCCAAGGGGGAGACGUGCGCUCGUCUUGACGUCAGGAGGAGCACGAGCCGAGCGGCGCUGCGCACAAGCCCGGCCAGCAGCAGCAGCACAUCACCCCCGGAGGCAAGGAGCGCACAUUCCGGGCACAGAUCGCCAAUCAGCCGUAGUGUGGCGAAUCCAGUCAGCACAGUAGGAUGCCUCUCGGAGAGGAUGGCAACGGAUGGAAAAAGAAGACGUCCGACAUUAAGGAACAUUAUGACUUCAAAGAAGUGCUGGGGACGGGAGCCUUCUCUGAGGUGCUGCUCGCGGAGGAGAAGAGGACCCAGAGGCUGGUGGCCAUCAAGUGCAUCCCCAAGAAAGCUCUGGAAGGCAAAGAGAACAACAUAGAGAAUGAGAUCGCAGUGCUACACAGAAUCAAGCACCCUAACAUCGUCUCUCUGGAGGACAUCUUUGAAAGCACAUCUCAUCUGUACCUCGUCAUGCAGCUUGUAUCAGGCGGCGAGCUGUUUGACAGGAUUGUGGAGAAGGGCUUCUACACGGAGAGAGACGCCAGCCAGCUCAUCCGCCAGAUCUUGGACGCAGUCAAAUACCUCCACGAUAUGGGGAUUGUGCACAGAGACUUGAAGCCGGAGAAUUUGCUGUAUUACAGCAUGGACGAAGACUCCAAGAUCAUGAUCAGUGACUUCGGCUUGUCCAAGAUCGAAGGAGCCGGCAGCGUUAUGUCCACAGCCUGCGGCACUCCUGGAUACGUGGCUCCGGAGGUCCUCGCCCAGAAACCGUACAGCAAAGCCGUGGAUUGCUGGUCCAUAGGAGUCAUUUCGUAUAUUCUAUUGUGUGGCUAUCCUCCGUUUUAUGACGAGAACGACGCCAAGUUGUUUGAGCAGAUCCUGAAGGCAGAGUAUGAAUUCGACUCUCCCUACUGGGACGACAUCUCUGACUCAGCCAAAGACUUCAUCUGCCACAUGAUGGAGAAGGAUCCUCUGAAAAGAUAUACAUGUGAGCAGGCCCUGCAGCAUCCAUGGAUCUGUGGAGACACGGCUCUGGACAAGAACAUCCACGAAUCCGUCAGCGCUCAAAUCAAGAAGAACUUUGCCAAAAGCAAAUGGAAGCAAGCAUUCAAUGCCACGGCGGUGGUGCGCCACAUGCGCAGGUUGCAGCUGGGGACCAGCGUGGAGGGACCCAGUCAGAUCACUCCCACCAGCCCCUGCCAUGGACUUCUGCUGCCUGAAGAGGAGGAGGAUGAGGAGUUGGGGAAUGGUGAGGAAGAGCGCUUGUCCCACUACAGCGACGGGCGGCGUGGAAGCGCUGACGGCAGCACGGACCGGGACAGCCUGAGGAGCUGCACCUACUGCUGCAGGCCAGCCAGUCGCAUCUGAGCACAACCUCACUGUCUUUUUGUAUCAUCAGAAUGAUUCAUUUCUAAACGACGACAUCAGGAGUCCCUCCGGAUCAUCCAGAGCCCAUCCACCCAGUCUGGCUCGGAAUGGCUCAGAUCCAUGCAAACCUUAUUAUCUCUGUACUCGGGCUCAGACUGGGUCGGCGCCGAGCGGUUCUGACCUGCCAAGUGUCUCUGCAUGCUGGGGAAAGAAGGUGAAAACAUACGGAGAGUCUACUUUUCCUUGUUUGUUUUAUGGUUGUUUUGUUCACAUUCGAGGCCCAGACUGAGAUCCGACACAAUCUUUGGCCCGGGAUCUCAGCGUGGGCGCUCGGCCUGCUCCGUGCCGUGCAACCUCUAUAGUGGAAGUCGGUCUCCUGUUUGCAUGACCUGGUGAAAAAUAUGUUUACAUGAAUAAUGCUCAUUUUAGUAUACACGCGCCAUGAAGAUGAUGAUUAUUGUUCUUCUUCUUAUGACUACUCUGUUGUAUUGACGAUGAUGUACUGCUGUCAUUUUUGAGCUAUAUAAUGUGAAGUGAGUAACACCAAAAAAAAAAAAACAACAGCACAGUGGACGUAUUGUUUGACAUUUCUCGCAAAAAUACUCCUUUUUUGUGUGUGUGUGUUUUUGUGCACUCCACGGACAAAAGUAUUGGGACACGGGGCCAUUACACGUGCAAAAUGGACGCAAAAAAUACAGAAUGCAGUUUGCAACUGUAAGAGCUUCCACUCUUCUGGGAUGACAAGAUGUUUUACGGGCGAGACGGCAACUUAGCCCGACCCCUGAGGCGUGUCUCCAUAAUUUUGUCCAUUUGUUUUUCAUCUAAAUACCCAAGCAUAAAAAUACAUACAGUAUUCCCUCGUUUAUCGCGGUUAAAUGGUUCCAGACCCGACCACGAUGAGUGAAUUUCCGCAAAGUAGGACUCACUAUUAAUAAACGGAAUGUUUUUUCGUAGCUGUGGCAUAGAAAACGUGUUUAAGAUCUUCUAAUUAUGUUUUUUUUAAACAUUAUUAGAGCCCUCUAGACAUGAAAUAACAGCCCUACAGUCAAGUUUACAUUUAUAUUACCCAAUAUAGUCGAUAAAAUCAGAGAAAAUAAGACAUAUUAGACAUAAAUAAGAUAACAAACUCCCUCGUUAGCAGUUCUUUGUUGUUUGUUUCUGGAAAGUGUAUUUUCUGCGGUGGCCGCUGUCUCAUCAAUGUAUUGUGGUGGCACCUUUAAACUCAUACUGCCCAAUAUAGUCGACAUAAUAAGAGUAAAUACGCCAUUAGAGACGUAAAUAAAACUCCUGCUCGUGCUCCCUGGGGGACCCAAGCGCCAAGUGACGUCGGAGGUUCCGAGAUGACUUGUCGUGGGUUAUGGCCCCAACAGUAGCCCGUGUAAUUAUGAUGACGAUGAUGAUGAUUAUUAUGUUAUUAUUAUUGUGUGAGAUCAUUUAAACCUACCUGCCAAUCACGUCUCACUUUCUGGCGACACAUAGUGGCCGAUGUAGGAUACUACAUUCACAAGUAGAACGUUUCUUCUGCCUUGUAUUUUUGUUCAUUUUGCCAUUUUUAUGCUUGAAAGUACUUAAUUUAGGCCAAGAAUACGUACAAUUUUUGACUAAUAAUAGACCAUAAACAGCAAUUAUUUCGUAACUAUUUUUUGAAAAAAAAAACAAGAUAAUGAGGGCGCGAUAUUCGAACCGCGAUAUAGCGAGGGACGACUGUACACCACCAACAAAGAAAUUAGGAAAAAAAGGGAAACAUUUAAGUGUUCUCAUUGUGCAUGCUAACCUUGGAAGUCAAUCCGAAAGCCAUACACUUGUAAUAUCCGCCCCAAGCCCCUUUCACACUGCCUUCUCGCCCUUUUUCCUUGAAGUCGUUCUGUAAGAACAACACUGGCAUGGAAUGAAGAGACAAAGUUGACCUGGCAACAUCUUUGGCGGUAGUAUCAGAGCCGUAACAGAGGCUGGACUGUGCCUUUGUCUGUCUUAAAGGCCAAGGAGGCUUAUUUACUGUAUGCAGCUAAUAAACUAAUAAAGGCUAAUAAACUGCAGCAUUCUAAGCCCCUUUCACACUGGCUGUAAAAGCCGGCUUUUUUCGGCCCCAUUCCCUUGUUCUACAUAAAAUGAACUGACAUUAAAUGGGGGCGCAAAGUUGACCUGAUGCAACGUGACCACAUUUUCCAGCUUUGGUAAUAGUAUCAGAGCUGUAACAGAGGCAGGACAGUUCUGUGUGUAAGGAAAUUCUGCAAUUGCAGCUGUCUGACAAGUACAGUACAUGUAUGUUUUGCAUCACCGCAUAUGUUAUAUGACAGUUUGUUUCUGUGUAAAAGGCGGCCCUGGCUUCGCCAUGCAUACAACUGUCUGCACACACAGUCGCUGGGUUCUGUGUAAAAAGCAAAGCUGGGGUUAUUGCCGUGUUUUCUGUUACGGCUCUGAUGCCACUAUUUUGUGGGAUUCCUGUGUAAAAAGGGCGAACUUUGCAGCUUUCUAAGCCUCUUUCACACUGGCUGUAUAGGCCGGCUUUUUUCUGCCCCAUUUCCUUGUUCUGUAUAAACUGCACUGACAUUAAAUGAAAGUUUACCUGGCCCAAUUUAACCAAAUUUUCCAUGUUUGGAAGUAGUAUCAGAGUCCUAACAGAGGCAGGACAGUCCUGUGUGUAAGGGAGUUCUGCAAUGCCGGCAGGUGCAAGUGAAGUUUAUCUGCAGGAUGCCCUGUCGCUGUGUGAAAGCACACAUAAUUAUAUGUCAGUUUGUUUCUGUGUAAAAGGCGACCCUGUUGUCCUGAUGACAGACGCUGGCGUCGCCAUGCAUAUAGCUGUCUACACACACAGUUGCGGCAAUAUCCCACCGUUUCUGGGUUCUGUGUAAAAAGCACAGGUGGGUUUAUUGCCUUGUCUUCUGUUACGGCUCUGCUAUUUUGUGUGAUUCCUGUGUAAAAAGGGCUAACUUUGCAACUUUCUAAGCCCCUUUCACAUUGCCUGUUAAAGCCGGCUUCUCUUGUGCCCAGUUUUCUUGUUCUGACCAGGCGAUUUUCCACCUUUGGAGGAAGUAUCAGAGUCUUAACAGAGGCAGGACGACGUCUGUGUGUAGUGCAGUUGCAGUAAUAUCCAACCGCUGUGUGAACUUGCAACAUUCCUAAGCCCCUUUCACACUGCAUGCAAAAGCCGGCUUUGUAGGAUGCGGUCAUGCUUUGCGAAAGCGCACACAGUUGCUCCAGCAUUCUCGUCUCUGUGUAAAAGGCGCCGGAUCUUCUGCUACGGCUCUUUAUUUUGCGGGAACUCUGUGUUAAAGAGGCUUCAGGUACUUUGGUCACGCCGCUUCCAUUGUUUUCAAACACAAUCCAAACUCCCCAAGCGGCCAACACAGUAGAGUCAAAGAAAGCAAUCACUCUGUAUUUCUGCAAAAUAUGCAAACUUGUGUGUGAAGGGCUUCAUCGUCAUGUCAAAUAGCCAUCACUUUGAUACACUAUGACGACCAUGAUGAUGAUGACACUCGACGUUUACCUGCGCCAUCUUGCUGUGUUUCUCAAGCUUCAUUUUAUCCAUCACCUCACCUCCAAAUGCAUACAAUUCAAUCACUUGUAUAAAAUAUAUAUAAAUAUAUACAGUAUAUAUAAAUCUAAGUAUAUAUUGUAUAUCCUUUUUUUGUAAAGCUGUUUUGAGCUACAAACGUAUGGAUGCAAUGCAUCACGGCCUAUUGAGCAAGAUGUAAGACAAACACAAUGAUUUGUACCCACGGAAAGCAGGAAAUGAAAUAAAUCUUCCUUGUCUAUGCAUUGUGUGUGCGCAUCGUGUCGC